Molecule: messenger RNA, 2490 nt
Organism: Gossypium arboreum
Lineage: Eukaryota; Viridiplantae; Streptophyta; Magnoliopsida; Malvales; Malvaceae
Product: O-fucosyltransferase 10
Exons: 10
Coding region: 262-2097 (611 amino acids)
Source: RefSeq, a predicted model, not a curated record
UAAAAGCCAAGCUUAUGUCUGUCUGUAUGUUAUCUCAGUGGAAAACAACAGAACAAACAAUAUUAAGAAAAAAAUAAAAUUUCCUUUCAUUUUCGAAUUUUUUAUUUUAGGAAAAUCUCCUGAAAUCAGUCCACAAUCUUCCCAGUUUCACUUUAGGAACUUUAAAAAUCUCCACAAAAAAAAAAAAAAGGGAAAAAGAAAAAGGAAGAAGACGAAGAAGAAGAGUCAGCUUUGCUUCCUUUUUGCUGGGUGUCUAUUUACAUGGCAGCUCACAUUGCCACAGCAAUGAAGCCCAAGAACAAUAACAGCAACAGUAACAACAACAGCAACUGUUGCAGCAAUGGCUACAGCAGCGAUGUCAGUAACGGGAGCGACAACAACUCUCCGAGCCCACCUCCAUCGCCACCGAAGCCUCGUCUUACUCUGUCCCUGUCGCAGUGCCGCCGUCGGCUGCGUUCCAAGACCAAGUCCUUCGUCCGCCGUGAAAACCUUGGUUCCGGCCUGAACUUCCGGCGUAAUCUCCGUUACUUGUUGCUGCUGCCACUUUUGUACAUUUCCGGCUUGUUAAUGUGUGUCGGUCCGUUUUCUGGGUUUUGGGGCUAUGCUUCUGUUCCCGGAUCAGUGUAUCGUAGCUACGAGAAUUUUCAAAGGCUUUGGGAUGAUAUUCGCUUUGAUAAUUCUUCUGCUCUUCAGUUGUCCUCUGUGUGGAAAUACAAAAGAAGGGUGAAAGUACAGAAACCUUGUCCAAAUUCGACGGCUAGAAAUCAUUUCUCCAUGUACAGAACGAGCAUAAUGGAGUCUUCUGGUUCUAGCGGUUACUUGAUUGUUGAUGCCAAUGGUGGUCUAAACCAGCAACGAUCUGCGAUAUGCAAUGCAGUGGCUGUAGCUGGACUCUUAAAUGCAAUACUAGUUAUUCCUCGGUUUGAACUCAACAGUGUUUGGAGAGAUCCCAGUCAGUUCGGGGAUAUAUAUGAUGAGGAGCACUUCAUAAACAACCUUAAAGGUUAUGUAAAUGUGGUUAGGGAAUUGCCUGAAGCAUUGAUGGAAAGAUAUGAUCAGAACAUUUCCAAUAUUCCAAAUUUCCGUGUCCAAGCAUGGGCUACUGUAAAUUAUUACUUGGGAGUUGUUCUUCCCAUUUUGAGGGACCAAGGAGUUAUCCGUAUUGCACCAUUUGCUAAUAGAUUGACAAUGAAUGUCCCAUCUCAUAUUCAGUUACUGAGAUGCAUAACCAAUUAUAAAGCAUUGAAGUUGUCUCCGCCUAUAUCAUCACUUGCUGAGAAGCUAGUGAGUAGGAUGAUUGAGAGGAGCUCAAUGACUGGUGGAAAAUAUGUCUCUGUCCACCUGAGGUUUGAACAGGAUAUGGUAGCCUUCUCAUGCUGCGUGUAUGAUGGAGGGGAAGCAGAAAAAUUGAAAAUGGAUUCUUUUAGAGAACAAGAGUGGAAGGGGAAGUUCAAACGAAAAGAUCGUGUCAUUGUGCCUGCUCUCAAUCGAAUUGAAGGAAAAUGUCCUCUAACUCCUGUGGAGGUUGGAUUGAUGCUAAGAGGUAUGGGAUUUGACAAUAACACCUCAAUUUACAUAGCCUCUGGGAAAAUUUACCAGGCUGAAAAACAUCUAGCUCCUUUACUAGAGAUGUUUCCUCUUCUUUACACUAAGGAGUCUCUUGCUACACCUGAUGAACUUGCUCCUUUUGAGGGGUAUUCUUCUAAGUUGGCAGCUUUAGACUACACAGUAAGCUUGUUCAGUGAAGUGUUUGUGACAACCCAGGGUGGGAACUUUCCACAGUUUUUGAUGGGCCAUCGAAGAUUUCUUUUCAAUGGACAUUCGAAGACUAUUAAGCCCGAUAAACGCAAACUCGUGGUCCUGCUGCAGGACAUGGAUAUCAGUUGGAAAGCUUUUAAGGAUGAGAUGGAAGUAAUGCUUGCGGAAAGUGAUCGGAAAGGGAUGAUGGUGCCCAGAGUUAAAAAAUUCAACAGAAAAACUUCCAUAUACACGUACCCUUUGCCGGAAUGUGCCUGUCUCCAGAGUUCUAAUAAUUCAACAUUCAGGCUAACCGAAGGUGCAAAUGUACUCAAUUCCCACCAUGAGUCUACAAGAUAAUAAGCGAAGUUCGUACGUCAAUUUAGUCCAAUACAGUGCAAUCAUCAAAUCAUAUAUAAGGAGCGUACUGUUUCUCUGUUUAUGGUUGUUCUACAUCGUCAUUGCUGCGCCUGAUCUACCAAGGCAUAUAGGGAUUGCAGCUUAGGCGGACGACUUGUUGGUUCUCCAACCUUGGAGUUCAAUACUCCAACGAUGGUGCUUCGGUUUUACUUAAAGAUACAAAUUUUGUUUUGCUUGCAGUGCGGAUGUAAGACUUAGAUGGAUUCGCGACCCUGAUCAAAUGAGGUACUGUUUGACAAGAUUCUUUUGUUUUUUUCAUAGUUAAUUUCACUUAUAGCAGGAGCGGGACAGCUUUCUUGUUCUUUUCUAUCAUAAAAUUCUGCAGAUUAUUGA